CAGCAAAGCUCGUCAAAUACAACCGGAUCAGCAUCAGCGUCCUCUGGUGGAGGCACAACGACAUUUGGAAGCGGGUCGUCAUCGUCAAACAUUGAUGUGCUACAGCAAUCCAUUACAUUCUCUGAUGACGACGACCUUCCUGCAUGGAGUCUAGGAGAGCGCGGCGGCCGAGACGGAAUUACUGGAGCUAGCGUCGCGCAUGUAGUGAACCAAGGUCCUUGUAGUCUGCUUCACGGGCUGCCCGAUGACGCCGCUCUCUCCGACCAUUUUGACCCAGGACUAGGAGCUCGCGGAAAGACGGACGCAGGUACUGCUGCUUCUUCCCAGAGUGUGAGCAACGAGGGCUCGGCCAAAGACGAUGUGCCAGGGACUGGUGGCGUUGUAGACUCCGCUGUGUUAACUUCACACUUGAUGCGGAAGCUGCACGGUUCUAACAUGCACCCUGGCCUAAACGCCGCAGUCUCUCGCGCGCUGGAUUCAAGCGACGGGAAAGUUGGGUUGCAGACUGUUUGCCCACCUGGUGCAAGCGGCAUGAUGUCUUCAGUUCCCGAAAAUGAAAUGACCGACGCGCAAAGUGCCGGUGGGGCUGGAGGGGCCAACCUUUCACAGCAAUUUCAGUCUACUUUUUCAGAUGGACUAGGAGAGCAGCUGCAGCAGGAUCUAGUCUCGCAGAUGCUCGCAGAUCCUGGCCUCGCUAAGCGGGUGCGGUGGGAAGAGCUGCCAGUUUCGUCGCAGCAACUUCUAAAGAGCGAAGUUGCGCAACUAAAUUGCAAAGCCGUUUCAGCUUUGGGUGACGGUGCGCGCGUGUACGUUCGGGAACCGAAACAGGCCCUGAGAACGAUGACAAGCGCCCUGCUCUGUCCGGACGCUGUACCACAAAAUACCCCGCGAAAGACUGUGUGGUCGACAUCUUCUUCCUCUAAAGCAACGACAACAGUAUCUGCAAUGUUGCAAGACGCGGAAAUAGCAGCGUCAGGGAGCAUCGCGUCUUCUUUUGACCCGACUCAUGUUCCGCCAAGUUCCUUAGUGCAGGCCGUGACGGUUCCCUUGUUCAGACAGGCGGAGGCCGCGCAGCAAUUGAGCAACACCUUCCGUAGUAGUUUGGCGAAGUCGGGUGCGGGGCGCAUUGACAUCGAGCACGUAAUGCGUACGAGGAGUCGGGCAGGAGCCGCGGUGCGGGACCUGUAUAUCGACGAGUUCGAGUCCAGCGGCGACGAGCAACAAAAUUCACUAGCGCCUGAAUUCGAGUACGAUUCUGACGACCAGUUGCGAAAGAACGUAAAGCGCUUGGUUCGUGACUACGUCGACAUCAGCGACGACGACGACGAAUUUUGCAGCGAUGAGGACGAAACUUCUAUGUCGAAGACUGCACGUACAACUGGAGAUGCUGAGAGCUUGGCAGAUAGUAAAGCAGAAACGGUACCAUAUCAAGCGAGCAAGAACUUCAACUUUGGAAGCAGCUGCAAUGCUAGUAUAAUAGGUUCGCAGCGCCCUCGUAGUGCAGCUAGCUAUCAUCGUAUGGGAGUACGCGAGGUACGGAAGUUGCAGGCCUUAUCGUAUUACAAGCAAAUGCUUCUCUGUCCGAUGCAGAAGCGUGGCAUGUACAAGAGGCGACGGUUGAAAAAGACAGAUCGCUUCAUGGGUUCGGAGUCUUUUCAACGAUUGGCAUCAGGAGUUCGGUCCCUUGUGCGGGACAAGAACAAAAAGCAGGGUUCCUCACCCAACAAGGAUGACGCAGCGGCGUGGAAUCGUGCGGGCGGGCCGCUCGGGCUCCCGACUAGACUUACCAAGGGUUCGUUUCUGGGAUCUCGUGGCAUCGCGGAAACGCAGCAGAAUCGCAUUGACCAACAGAACAAUGCGACGUGGUGGCAAAUUGCGCGAGGACAAGUAUCCUUGGAUUCCCUGCACCAAUCCGGUGUCUCGGUAUCAGAUCCAAGCAAGCUGGAUGAGGUACUUCGUGAAACCUUUCAGCAACAGCAACUUGCUAAGCCAGGUGAGAACAAGAUAAAAGGUAGUUAUCCAAAUGCUGGUGGCAUCAACAAGGAUAACAUCAGUUCUUUGCCACUGGACGGUACAGAUGCGACGGGGCAGCACUUGUACGGCAUGUGUGACGUAGAGUCGCCAUUAUACUUAAAUUCCCAAGGGGGCUUGGAACCACCUCCUGGAGCAGGCGGCGCAUCUGGCCAACAACAUCAACAGCAACAUCAACAUCAGGCUGGCGUGGAAAACGCGGUACUUGCGGCCGCACGGAAACGGCGUGCGCUACAGACACCUAACACGCCGUACCGAGCAAGCCCCUGGGGCUCUCUGCCCAGCGCGCUUUCUCCGAUGGACCAAAUGCACCAGCAAGCGACUGGCAAUGGUAUGUCACCUGCUCUGAGAGAGAUCGCCGAGACCGGACAAGGGGUCUCACCUGGCGGCGCGCAGGGACGGCUCAGGGACAUUGCGAGUCGCUCGGGUAAGGUUAUGCUAACGCGUAAUCGUAAAAGCGGAAACAUGCAAAUUCAUCGCCUAGGUAGUGCGGGAAACGCCAUACCCAUUGGUGCCACCACGGGAAAUAGCUUUCAUGAGGUUGGUGGAGGACCUGCUUUCCCCAAUAGUACUGGGGGCGGCGCUGGUAGCAGUAGUGGAGCAUGCUGGCCUCAAGGACCUAGCACUUCACCGCUUGUAACUGAGGGCGGCACAAUGCUCGGACUCGGAAACUUCGAAGACGCUAUCAACACGAGGCGACUUGUCUGUAGCGGCAAUCAGACAAAGAGCAUAACAGGUAGUGCGACUGCUUCGGGAUCGAAUUCCGUUACGGUUGAAGGUGCGUUGGAGCGUGGAGGCGGUCGACGCAAUAGUCACAGCAGCAGCGGAAACCGAGGAGGGGAUGACAGCAGGAGCCCCGGCGUAUCCUUAGUAGAACAAAUGGGUGCGGAACAGAGCACAGAGGUAUCGGUGUCCUCAUCAACUAGCAACAGUCCAGCCAAAAACGCCCUGUCGCCGAACACAAGAUCUCCAAACCGGGCGGCGCAUAAACGAGGCAUCUUCGUUCAUCAAGGGUCGCCAGCAAAAAUGGCAUCAAAGCGGCGGUACUCAAGCGGAUUGCAUAAGUCACCGGCCCCGGCUGCUGGGAAAGAGAGCAGCACACUUGUACAACAUGCUGAAGUGGAGCAGCACAACCCUAACUACAGUACAGGAGAUGACAAGGCCACAUCAAGAUCAACAACGGCGGCGCCUACUUCUUCUAGCGCGUCAGCAGUAGGGGACUCCUCCGAGCUGCAGCAGCAAGUGUACCCGGAAACAGAGGCAGCGCGCUUUGCAGGUUGGACAAAGACUGACGAAGCAGCACAACCACAAGAAUGCCCAGCCGCUGUCGUGGCUGGGCCGAAUGAAGACAGGGUGGGAGAGAAAAAGACGCAAGACGAACAACAUCGAGAAGGCGGAGCUCCAGAUUACCAGAAGAGCGACACAAGAAACGCGGCACAUCAGUUGACACAGGACAUGUCGCAAAGUGUUUCUGUCAUCGUAGGAGAGACUGCGAUGGUCGUAGACAAUAUGCAAGCGUCGCACAAAACUACGGAAGAGCCCAGUGCGGCUUCUUCGUUUUUUAGAAAUGAUAGCGAAGAUCUCUACACAAACACGACAACAUCAUCUUCUAGUACUGGAGGUGCCAACCACAAAAGCCAGAAACAUCAAAUUGCGGCGUCGAAGCACCUACAACCUGCGGCUGUAACGUUAGACGCUGUGGAGACAUCGACCGUUUUAAAGCCGCACUUGUUUGAUGGGCACCAGACUGGCGAGACAUCAACAGCGUUAAAGCCUCACUUGUUUGAUGGGAGUCGGCCUGUUGGCAGGCGGAAAGGUCGUGACAAAGUGGCUCAGCAAACUCCUGGUGGGGAGCUUAACUCUGGUUUCUCAUCUGAAGUAGAAUUUUGCAGCUCAGAACUGAGGACGCAAAGUGAGGGAGAUCAGAUGAAGGUCACCUCGACAACAACAGGUAGUGGAGGUAGAAAUACUACGAACGCAGGUCCAGGUGAUGGACCUUCAGCAGCCUCUUUCUCAUCGAGUCGCUGCACGUCGUCAGGCGUAUCAGGUGGGCUACAACCUGGUGUUGUAGAAGGAGGAGCGCGAGUGACCAGAAGUUCGUCGCACAGCAAGAAUGGACGCGCCGGUGGAGGGUCAAAAUUUCUUGACUAUCUGCAGACAAAAAGGUCAACAGCAGCUAAACUAGUAAGCGAAUCCAUACAUUCUCUGAGUAACAAAAAUGGUAUCCACGACCCUGAAGAAAGAGCUGGAGCAGCAUAUGCGGUUGGGAGCGACAUGGGGUCGGAUGGUGGAUACCACAAUGCAGAUAAUACUCUCAACGCCGAAGUAGAAAAUAGAGGUGCUGCCUUGUCGGGGUCGUCGGUAGAGGGAUCUACUCACCUAGAUGCAGGUCGUUCAACAGACUUGGACACAGCUGCGAUCGAGCUACUGCACACCGGUCAUUUAGGAGCAGGAGUUCAGCAGCAGGGUUCGUCAUCGUCUUCGUCGAGAGUUUUCAGGGGCGAAGUUGGUUUUGAUAUUGCCGUGGACGAUUUUCCAAAGAGCGCAGCGCAUCAACUACGAGCGAAUAUCAUGCACUCUCCGGACGAGGAUCGAGGUGAACAUGACGAUGAAGAUGCGAUAGGUUCGGUGUCUUCCAUAGCUGCCGGGGCAAGCAGUAGUGUUUUGCACUCCAUGAACACAAGACUGGGAGAGAGGAUGCAAUCUCUGAGGAGUCAAUUUUCUGAACCUCGAAGAUCUGAGCGCUCUGUACUCGGAAGCAGCCUCAAGAAAACAGCAUCGCGCCACUACAGCGGUGCGCCAGGAGGAGGCAGUCCAAGCAAACGUAACUUCUAUUGAGGACGAGAGUGAACCCGAAAGAAGAAACGAACAAUCGCAGUAUUGAAUUAUAUUUAUUAUUUAAGUAUGAUUUUGAUUAGAAAUUGAAAUCUAAAGAUCACGAGAUGGUGAUCUUUAGAUUUCUAAUCAAAAUCAUACUUCAUCGAGAUGGAUGUUGCGUAGUAUUAGUUUUUGUCACUUCUGUUGUUUCUUUUAGCGUGCGCAUUAUCACUUGAAUUUUUUACCUUAAUCAAUCGUUUUGGAAUGGUUCAGUUUAGUUCAUUUUUUUCCAAAAAAAUAGAGGAAAAUCACGAGAAAAACUAUGUUGUGUGCGACAUGGCUUUCUCGGAUGUAAAGAGCAGGACAGUGUUUUUAGUCUUUCGUAGUUCUAGUCAAAAGUAGAAAAGCAGAAUGAAAGUGCGAUGUUGAAGAGAAUACACGUAGAUAGCUUCCAGCCUAUAGUGUUUUAGUCAAUCGAGCCUGAAAAAGUGAGAGAUAUAGACCGCUGCGCGAACGUACUUACGAGUUAAGGAUAAAAAAGCUACCAGAUAGUACAGGGCUGAGCAUAGUACACAGUAAGAACAACAGCAAGACUCUUGUGGGAAUCUUCAGUCAUUUUUUUUUCGUUACAAUUUUAAGCAUGCAAUUUAGGUUAAUCCGCUUGAGAAUGCAGCUAAACCCUGCGGACGGCGGAUCGCAUCCUAAUCCUAAGCAAGUAUCAGCAUUGCGCGACAUUGGUUACCCGCCGCUCAGGUAAUCAAUAUCAAU
Molecule: messenger RNA, 5616 nt
Organism: Amoebophrya sp. A25
Lineage: Eukaryota; Dinophyceae; Syndiniales; Amoebophryaceae
Source: the annotation of a GenBank genome assembly